UAUAGUUAGAAGUGGCAUUCAUUAUCAAUGGUCGACAUUUACAAAUUCGAAUAUUCAACAGGUCUACACGUUAAAAAAAUAUACAGAAAAUUAAUAUUAAUUUUAAUAAUUGUACGCCGAUAGUUAUUAUUUGUAAAUAAAUGGACAACCUGAAGUAUGAACACGACAAUGGCCCACAACAAAAUCCAACUGUUAACAAUGGCAAUUUGCAGUUAAAUUAUGAUACACCAAUCAACGAUAUUAUCUUGACAGUGGAUGACGUAGAAUUGUCAAAAUUUACUUCUAACCAGAAGAAUACAUUUAUCCAACAUACCAAAGACGUCUGUUUAAAAAAUGUAUCCAACUUUAUCAAAAGAAAAUUAUUUAUAUUGCAAUGGAUUCCCAUUUACUCAGGUGAAGACUUUCUUGGCGAUCUCUUAGCCGGCAUUACGAUCGGCUUAACUGUAAUACCUCAAUCAAUGGCAUUAGCCAGCAUAGCCGGCAUACCAGCUCAGUAUGGUCUUUACAGUUCCUUUGUGGGAACAUUUAUUUACUUACUAUUUGGCACAAGUAAAGUAGUCCCUAUGGGACCCACCGCCAUUGUGGCACUGUUAAUUAACAACACAAUCGGAAACCGAGGACCGGCGUACGCGACGCUGCUGUGCUUCCUGACGGGUUUCAUUCAGGUACUGAUGAGCUUCGCUGGCUUGGGGAUCAUCAUCAAUUUUAUAUCCGUACCGGUGUGCUCGGGAUUCACGUCAGCUUCAGCCAUUCUUGUCAUUACUUCUCAAAUGAAAGACCUGAUCGGCGUCAAGGGUGGCGGCGGAAACCUAUUGAAGAUGUGCCGAACUGUAUUGGAGCACAUCAGUAAUAUCAGCAUAGGAGACACGAUCAUGGGGAUUGCAUGCAUAGGAACGGUUAUGCUCUUGAAGGCAUUUAGUACAAAGCGGAUAGGUCCAAAAGAAGAAGAAUUACAAACCACGUUGCAAAAAAAUGUAAACAAGCUCAUCUGGGCGAUCGGUGCAUUUAGAAAUUCAUUUGUAGUUAUCGUAUGUAGUAUUAUUUGUUAUUGGUGUGUACAUAAGACAAACCAUGAUAUCACAUCAGAUUGGGCACCACCAAUCCCGUUCAAAAUCAUCGGCAAAAUACCCCACGGAUUGCCGCAUUUCCAGUGGCCAGAGUUUAGCAACACAAAUGAAAGUUUUUUAGACAUGAUUUUCUUCAUGGGCUCAGGCAUUAUUGUGAUACCACUCAUAUCAUUACUUGAAAACAUAUCCCUUUGUAGAACUUUUGCGGAAGGUAAACCAAUAGAUACGGACCAAGAAUUAUUGGCAAUCGGUAUGGCGAACAUCGGCAAUUCCUUCUUUCACGGUUUUACUGGGUCUGGAGCUAUCGCUAGAGGAGCACUCAACUAUUCGAGUGGCGUGCGCACGCCCUUAGGAGGCUUGUACACAGGACUUACUGUUAUGGCGGCAUUGGUGUUUUUGACACCAUAUUUCUAUUAUAUACCGAAGACCUCGCUAGCGGCCGUUAUAAUCGCUGCCUCAUUUAUGAUGGUCGAUGUCAAGAUGGUCAAGUACGUUUACAAAUCAAAAAAAAAAGAUUUGGUGCUCAUGUUGAUCACAUUUUUCGCAUGCUUGUUUCUUCCAUUGGAAUACGGCGUACUCAUGGGCAUCGUCGCGAACGUCGGGUUCAUAAUGUACAGUGCUGCUAAACCCAAAAUAUCCAUCCAAGUUCAAAAGAACCGAAACGGGAUAAAAUACUUGUUGUUGACACCCGACAGAUAUUUAAUAUUCCCUUCGAUGGAAUACGUACGGCAAACGAUAACCAAACACGGUCUCGCUCUUGGGAUUCCAGUAGUCAUCGACGGUUCCAAUAUAUUCGAGGCAGAUUUCACAACAGCAAACGUAUUUUCUAUGAUGUCACAGGACUUUUUAAAAAAAGGUCAAUUUCUAUAUUUAUUUAAUCUAAAACCCAGCGUAGCCAAUGUCUUUAAAGGAAUAAAAAAUUGUAAUAUUUAUUUAUGUGCAAAUAAAGACGAGUUAGACGAACUGCUAAGAAAUCAUUUUGGACCGUCACAAAUUCAAGAACAAUAUCAAAACGAAACAAUUUGGACUACAAAAAUGUAAACUUAAAUUUAAUGAUCUCUAAAUAAAAUACAAUAUAUUAAAAUCAAUUAAAUUAAGGAUGUGCUUGACAAUUUAAGACUUAGAUGUUUUGAUAACAAAACGAGUUGAAUGUAAUUAUUUGAUCAAGAUAUGAUAUCAUGUACAAAUAUAAUCGACAUGUUCUAGUACGUAAAAUGAAACUUAUAAGCCUAUAUUUUAUUAAAUUUUAUAAAGGAGCGUAUACUUAUAUACGAAUUUUUAUCAA
This is a messenger RNA of Melanaphis sacchari, 2352 nucleotides long. RefSeq names its product sodium-independent sulfate anion transporter-like. The transcript is spliced from 12 exons. The record is from RefSeq and is a predicted model, not a curated record. Gene Ontology annotation, cellular component: membrane. The coding region runs from base 141 to 2108 and encodes 655 amino acids. Gene Ontology annotation, biological process: transmembrane transport. NCBI's taxonomy places the organism in Eukaryota, Metazoa, Arthropoda, Insecta, Hemiptera, Aphididae. Gene Ontology annotation, molecular function: secondary active sulfate transmembrane transporter activity.